UUUGCCUGUAGAAAAAAGUAUUUAGUAAUAUUUGGAACAUACUUAAAUAUGAGAUACAAUUAAAUGAAAUAUAUGACCACACCUAGAGGUAAAAUUAAACGCAUUUUAUUGAAGGACCUUUUAAUCUACUCGUCGAGUUUUUGGUUCCAUUGCAAGUUUCAUAAUUGAGGUUAUGGUUUUUCAAAAAUAGUUUUAUUGCAAUUUAUGGCGAUCACGUAACGAUCCCAGUUCGCAGAAGUACGUUCAAAUGAAACAUGCUUUCUAAAAGUACAUGUUCAUUAACUUUAACCUUUACCGCCCGACGCUAAAAAUACAACACCGCUCGAUGGAAAACGCAUGUAAACAUCUCUGGAAAACAUUUGGGCUAUUUUUAUAGACGGGAUAUUCUCAGAAAAUAAAAAAAAAACAUUUAGUACAAACAUUACUCACAUCACAUUGUUUGUCGUUCUGUUUAAAUGUUUCGAUUUUCCAUAAAUCGCUAUAACGCUGUACUAGUUCAUUAAAAAUUAGGACAUUCAAUGAAACCGUCAACACUGUUAACAAUUAAGAAAGAGUAAGGAUUUCUUUACAUUUUUUUUUUAGAAUAGCCCAGACGUUAAAAUCGCGCUUGACGAACUGGGAAAAAAAGUUUUCAGUGGGUACUGUCACUCUUGGUCAGUUAGAAUUCUUAUUUAUUUUGAAUGGAUUAUUCUUUUAUGUCUAGGCAUAAUUGUGGGCUGAAAAGAAUUCGUGAUAUAAAAAAAUCAAGGUGUGGUAGUUGUAGUACUUAUAUCACAUUGUUAUUAAAAUAUUUAUUAACACAAUAAGUUACAUGGGUUAUGAAAUAUUACAUAUUACUAAUAUUUCAGUUAUUUGCCUUUAGAUCACUUGCCAUUUUGAUAAUUUCAAGAAAGUACUUAUUACAUAAGUUUUAUUUGUUUUUAGGUAAAAAGCUUCUAAAUGUUUUGUUUAUUAUUCGUUUUGCUAUUGAAGUUACAAAUACUUAAGAUGAGAGAAUGUACGGACCGGCCCUUAACGACUAGAUAGUAAAAUAAAUAAUUAUUUUUUAAAUAAAUUGUUUUGAAUAUUAAUAAGUAUUUACGUUUAUUUAUUAACUGAUACCGAACUUUACCUCUCGGUAUUUUUCCACUAAAAUGAAUAAUAAUAUGUAAUUAAAAAUAUAAUGUAUUUAAUUUAAGUUCCAUAAAUAUAUUCCGAAUUUAUUUUAGCUACUUAAAAAACCUAACGUAGGCCUUUUUGGGAAAACUCAGUUUAAGAAUAAAUCGCGACGAACAAGUGUGAACAGUAAAAAAUAGUAAAUCAAAUAUAUCACACGUUUACUAAAUGUGUUUGGAUAAAAAGUAAGAACAAGAUCAUUAAAUUAGGUUUGCAAUGAAAAUACAUUUAAAAGAAAUAUGUUUGAUUCUGAAAAGUAACUUAAAAAAAAAAUACAGUCGAAUUGAGAACCUCCUCCUUUUUUUGAAGUUGGUUAAAAAUGGGUUUUAUUGUUUUUCUGUUCUGUUUUUAACUUCAAUAGUGAAAUAAUGGUGAUCUUUAUGAUAAUAGUGUCGGUGCAUUACUUCGAUUGAAUAAAUGAGAAUAAAUUAUGAAUAUGAGUUUAAUAUUAAUAUGAAGCUACACACAAAUGUGGUAAUAACCUUAAUUGAACUGUUUAAACUCAUUUGUUUUAUUCAACGGGUCACAGAUUGUUAUCAAUUCCGAUCAGAGAGCUGUCAGUGUAAUUUUAAUUGAUGAGCCAGUGUGGCAGCUGCCCCGCGAUCACUUGUCACGAGUUGCACUUCAAUCAUAUGUUGCAAAUGUAAAGAUUAGCCUACACUAUGUACCAAAUAAUGUAAUUGAAUUGUUCUGUAAUUACCCUCUCUGAAAUUAUAUUUCUCGAAAUUGUUAUGUUACAAUUAAGUUACCCAAUUUUCCGUAUAAAUGUGUCGUGAUUCGCUGCAUUUCAAAUGCUAUUAAGAUUGUAGUACAAAGUGAUUAAUUUGUAGUUGUCACAACAAUUGUGUUAAAUUAUGGUAAUAGAAUUUAUUUAGUUGGAACGUUUUGUUUUAUUUACUCGUUUCUUUGGUAAUUGCGUGUCGUAAUCGCUGUCAGGUCGCGAAGCGAUAGGUGUAAUGUUUGCCCUUAUCAAAUUAAUCACAUCGCGAUAAAGUCUACGCGAUACGUAGUGAGCGAGGCGCGGAGGCGCGGCGUUGAUGUCGAAUGCGUGCAGCGCGUAGUGCUUACUUCGUAGCGUUAUCGGGAAAGCGCGGGAAAAUCGCGGCGACGACCGCUCGCUUCAGUAGGCUCGCGGCCGCCGACAGACAUGGACGGGUCCGCGCGCGCGAUCGUUCUCGCACUCGCGCUGUUCGCGUUCGCGUCCGCGCGCGCCCACAUACCAUCCCACGAUAACAUCCUCAGGAUACAACUGUGGGACGCGGAGGGUCUCAGCCGGGAUCCCAUCACUACGCCGGCGCCCACCACCACGCUGGCUCCGCGCACCACCAGGCGCCACAAGUUGAAAGUGAACUUGGACUUGCUGUACGACGCUAUGCUGGAGGAAGGGCACGGCGGAGGCUUCGGCAGGUUCACCCGGCACAAGGUGCGGCACAAGCGGCGCCGGCCCCGGCAGACUGGCACAGACCUGCCGUGGCGGUUCCACUCCGGCGACCGGCUCGUCAACGUAGCCGUGUACGACGACAACGUGCCGUGGGAAGCCAUCGAGGCUGACAAUGCCGGGACGAUGGUGAAUGUCAGUGCAGUGAGUGAGAGUUCGAGUGCCAGUUCCCCAGUGAAUGGGUCGCGGGACGUGGGGCCCCCCAUGCUGCUGCGUCAGCCUGAGGACGAGGAUGACGAAGAAAAAGAACUGCCAGUGGUCCCAAAGUGCUGUCCAAGUGGUCAAAACCUUACGAUCACAAUCCAAGAUGGCGCAGUGAAGACGGUGUGCGCUCGGUCCACGUUGACAUUCCAGCCCAUCUUCCACCAAGCCAACGAGACCCAUAUAUUCAGCUACGACAGCAAUGUGUACGAGACUAUUGUUGGUAGUCCCUGUCGGUAUGGAAAGUACAGAUUCCAGCCGGACAUAAACAGUCACGACGAAUUCUACCUCCUUGUUAACGGGUCCCUCUUCGUUCCUUACUCAAAGCCGACACUACUAGGGACCAGGGACUACUGCAUGGAGACCUUUUGGAACGAAUCAGUCCCUGCGGGGAUAACUGUGCCUGUCGUAUGUUUUACCACGCCGAUGGAGGAGACUAAGACAUCGUCGACACUGAUUGCUUAUGCCACAGGGCUGUUAAUAUCAGUACCAUUUCUUCUGGCGACGGCGUGUGUUUACCUGUUCAUCACAGAGCUCCGUGAUACUCAUGGGAAGGCUCUCGCUUGCCACACCGUGUCCUUGGCUCUAGCCUUCACUUGUUUGGCCACCACACAACUCGCAGGACAUGCCUUUCCUACAGUCGCAUGCACUAUUAUGGCGUAUAUGAUCCAGUUUUCCUUUGUGUCCUGUUUCUUCUGGCUCAACGUGAUGUGUUUCGAUAUAUUCCUCAAUGUUCGGAGAUACAUCAACGCGUCAGUAACAAGACGUAGCAUGCGAAGGAGGUUUGCCUGGUAUUGUGUGUACGCAGUAUUGUUCCCAAUACUUCUGCUAAUUGUCACAAUCACUAUGGACUUGUCACCGGCAGUGCCCAGCACGUAUCUCAAGCCUAACUUCGGUGUUAAAGGGUGCUGGUUUAAAACGGAUCAAGCGGCGUUGCCAUACUUCUACGGGCCCGUAGCGUUGAUCCUGUUCAGCAAUUUUUGUAUAUUUUUCUUCACAUCGCGAGCUAUCGCUAAACAUUAUGAUAAACUGAAGGAUGUUACUCCUCUGGACCUGACGCAUUCAGACUUCAGUACAUCAGACGAUUGGGUUCGGCUGGGCACGGUGCUGGGCCAGCCCCUGCCUGUGACGGAGACGUCGACACCGCCGCGAGAGGCGCCCACCAACUUCAACCAGAGGCUUAAGAAGUACAAGAAGUUGUUCCGUAUGUGUUGCCUCCUCUCCCUCAUUAUGGGUCUCUCGUGGGUCCUAGAGGUGGUCUCGUGGGCAGCCGGUGCGGGCUCUGACGUCAUGUCCGUCUGGUCAGUGUUUGACCUCGUCAACGCUCUGCAAGGAGUCGUCAUCUUCGCCAUCUUUGUUUUGCAACAACCCGUCCGGUCUCUUGUAAGGAGUUCCAAAAUCUUCAAUUCGUGCAAAAGAAAAAAGGACGGAUCAGAAGUGUCAGUGGUGAGUGAAAGAAAUAGCAUUAUAGGAGGUGGCAGGAGAGACUAUGUGUAGUGCAGUGAAGUAAGACAAUGAAUUAGACUCAGUUGACGAACAACUUGAUAAAAUUCAUGGUAAUACACUCGAGACUGAUAAUGGUAACAGUAUUAUUGACUUUGAAGAUUUUGUGACAAGUGGUGCUGAUGGAGAAUUUGAAUUAGAGUCCGAUUCAUGUAAAACUAUCAAACGAAUUGGGGAACAUUGUCUUCAAGAAAAACGACCAUUAUGAAAAACCGGGCAAAAAUGUAAAUUAUGUUUGUUGUUUUUGAAAUUUCAUAUGAUGAUGUCCAUGUGUGUAAAAAUUGAAACAAUCUCCAAAUUCGAAUACAUGCAUUAGUUAAAACAUUCUCUUUAAAAAUGUAAUAAAUGAAAUGUGCUUUCCCUUUAACGAGAUUAGGAUUCGCUUUCGAACCACUCACAUUAAAAUCUUCAAAGCAGCAACGCGGAGCAACUGUGAAAGGUAUAUGAACUUCAUUCAUGAUUUCAUUCCUGUGAUAGCGCCUUAAACUUGUUUAAAACAUUAUUUUGCGAAAUAUUAUUACAUCAUUUAAUUUGCUUGUACUGUUUGUUAUAAUUAGCUAAAGUAUAACGAAUAAAAGCUGUUUGUAGAUUAUUUUAAGAGUUUAAGUUACCGUUUUCAUAGGCUGGGUGCUCUUCGUCAUAACAAGGCCUUGGUUCAUAAUUUAGGUUAAGUAUUUUAAUGCAAUUGUUAUAUUAAUUAUUUAAGUUUAAGGUGUGUAAUUGUGGCUUCACACCGGCCUCGACCCAGCCUAAUUGCUUGUUAUAUGUAUGGUUGUUAAUACUUAGCGUAAGAAAAUUAAAUAUUUUUGUAAAGUACAUGACCAAGUUACUGAUUUUAUCUAAGCUAGCUGAUGUGAUGUCAGCAUCGGAACCUACAUUCUCUGAUAGACGAAAGUGUGUAGUGCCAUACGAUAGAAAAUAGUAAACUAAAAAGUGGUGCAUUUCAUUUCCUUUACGAGAACUAGUCAUAAUUUAUAAUUAAUGAAUGUUAUAUGCAGAAUUGCAGAUAGGCUAUUUAAUUUAUUUUCUUAUAUACUUAGUUAGGGUGGACAAAAUUUGGAUGUGUACAGUUGUAUUAAAUUCUUGGGUUGAACUGACAAGGAUACUUAAGGUAGUUUGAGGAAUUAUAUCAACUGAUUUAUUGCAUUUGUUGAGAGUUACGUGACUUUGAUAACUACUUACUUAGGCACGUGUCAGGUAUUUUUAUACCUAACCAUUCAUUCAUCAUAAAAACUCGUUUGCCAUCGUUUGACCUCAAAAUCAGCCAUUGGAAUUUUAAUAACAAUAAAUAAAUGAUUCAUAGGUUUAUUCUGAAAUGGGACAGGAUAAAUAUUGUCCUUGCUUUAAAUUUCGUAUGUACUAUUGUUCUACAGGCAUAAUUUAUUUCGAAAGCAAAAAUAAAUCGUCAGACGCUGAAGGUCGCAUAACAUCAUUCGGGGAUUGCCCUGACCAUCUACUAAAGCAGGUAAACGAGUUAUUAAAACCUUUUUUCUUUACAUACUCGAACUUGAACAUACGAAAGCAAAUUCAAAAUAUUUUUAUCAUUUCUGUUUUUUUUUAUUUGAAUUAGAUUGUUUUUUUUUAAUUCGUUUGUCCCUUAAUACGUUUCAAUAAGACAAAAAACAGUUGAUAUAAUUUCUAUCAAGUCGAGGGUCUAAAACGAACAGAAAAAACACUUUCAAAGUAACAUUCCGAAAUCAGCAAAAAAAUUGUUACUAAUGUUCUACACUCGACUACGCAAUCAGACUUCAGUAUUAUUUUCUAAUCGAUAAACUCAUAUUAAAACAAACUUUUCUACCCAUUAAUAUUGUUUAUCGACUCAGAACUAAUUUGCAAACAUUAUUGGUACUAAAUUAAAAUAAUAUUCUGGAUAAGACUGGUCGUAUGAAUAAUGAAACGGGAAUACGUAACAAAGUUAUUAAAAUACUAUUACGUGUAAAUAAGGAAAAAUAAAUGUAAGGCUUGACGAAGAAUAUUGAAGGAAGAUAUAAAUCGUAUUCGGUUGGGACCAAACGAUGCGAGUAUCGGGUUUGCUCAUGCUACCAACUACAGGUAUAGUGUACAUACUGUGCAAGCCACACAGGCACAAGAAGAACUGUCUUCAAUCUCUCACUUGUGGUAGGUGCUCUUGAACAUCUUGAUGUUACGCUCAUUUACUCUCUAAAAUUUUCACCAAAAAGUUUCACUUCAAAUUUCGUACCAGAGUUAGUACCAGACAGGUAACCUACUUUUUAAUUUAAUUACUUGUAUAAAAGAAAGCGGUAUAAUGAAAUUGUCUUAUAAAUAAUAGCACGCAACGGUUUCGUCCCGUACCUAAUACGAAAACACCCUUCCAGCUAAGUUUGAUUCUGUUAGCUUUGCUUUCGCUAAACAAAAGUUUUUCGUGUGGAAAUACAAAUUGAAACAAAAUUUAAGGACCCACGACAAUAAUUAGUCUUGUAACUUUAAGUAUAUUUUAUUUUUGUUUAAACAUCAUUUGUUAUUUUCGAUUAUAAAAUGAAUCUUUAUUAACAGUAAAUGAAUAAAAAAUGUAAUUAAUGUAUAGCGAUGAGUUUGUAUAAAGUGUAAUUAAGUAUCUUGUAAGCUGAAACACGUUUAAUGUACAUUAUAAGACGAGCUUGGCUGCAUUGCCUUCUUAAUUGUUCUGAAAAAGUGCAUUUAAUACGGUUAAGCUACGAGGAAAGGCGUAGCUUAAGAUGUUUUAUUUGUAAAGUAUGAUCAUUAGAUGGAAAGUAAUGACGCAACGUUUUGUAACGUAUGCUAAAUGUGUUUUUUUGCGUUAAAUUUAGAGUGUAUGCGUGUGUAACUAUGUAUUAUAUUAAUUGUUAAAUGUUGAUGCGGAAUUUUUAAGUGAAAUGACAAUUUAAAAGUGUAUAUUUGUCUAUUUUGCAAAACAUGACGUUAAUAAACAAGCUUUAUAUAAAA
Molecule: messenger RNA, 7222 nt
Organism: Trichoplusia ni (cabbage looper)
Lineage: Eukaryota; Metazoa; Arthropoda; Insecta; Lepidoptera; Noctuidae
Product: G-protein coupled receptor Mth2-like
Exons: 10
Coding region: 2303-4291 (662 amino acids)
Biological process (GO): G protein-coupled receptor signaling pathway; cell surface receptor signaling pathway
Cellular component (GO): membrane
Molecular function (GO): G protein-coupled receptor activity
Source: RefSeq, a predicted model, not a curated record